This is a messenger RNA of Microplitis mediator, 1994 nucleotides long. It is a transcript of the gene Etfb, whose product is annotated as electron transfer flavoprotein subunit beta. The coding region runs from base 166 to 927 and encodes 253 amino acids. Gene Ontology annotation, cellular component: cytosol. The record is from RefSeq and is a predicted model, not a curated record. Lineage: Eukaryota; Metazoa; Arthropoda; Insecta; Hymenoptera; Braconidae. The transcript has 3 exons. Gene Ontology annotation, molecular function: electron transfer activity.
ACUCUGGAUGAGUUGGUAUUGGUAAUGAAUAGAAUCCCUCAUCCUCAAGACCUCAAGGGAGACUUGACUGAUUGAAACUUGAAGAUUAGUUUAACUGGGACAGAGUAAAAGUAUCCAGAUUGUUAAUAAUUUGUCUUCCAUUACAAAAAUUUAAAUAUAAUAAAAAUGACACGAAUUCUUGUUGGUGUAAAAAGAGUAAUUGAUUAUGCAGUGAAGAUUCGUGUGAAACCAGAUAAGACGGGAGUAAUAACCGAUGGGGUUAAGCACUCAAUGAACCCGUUCGAUGAGAUAGCAAUUGAGGAAGCUGUUAGGAUGAAGGAAAAAAAACUGGCCCAAGAAGUGAUAGCUGUCAGCUGUGGACCUGCUCAAGCACAGGAAACUCUGAGGACUGCUCUGGCCAUGGGCGCUGACAGAGCAAUCCACGUCGAGGUCUCGGGUCCAGAGUACGAAGCUCUCCAGCCUCUUCAUGUCUCAAAGAUACUCGCCAAGUUGGCGCUAGAUGAGAAGGCAGAUCUUGUUAUUGUUGGUAAGCAAGCCAUUGAUGAUGACUGCAACCAGACUGCCCAGAUGACUGCUGGUAUUUUGGACUGGCCUGCGGGCACAUUCUGCAGCAAAAUCGAACAUGGACAAGGUGAGCUGACUAUCACUAGAGAAGUUGAUGGAGGUCUAGAGACUGUUAAAGUCAAGACACCGGCUGUCCUUAGCGCAGAUUUACGUCUGAAUGAACCUCGCUAUGCUACUCUGCCGAAUAUCAUGAAAGCCAAGAAGAAGCCGAUCAAAAAAGUCACUCCAAAAGAUUUGCAAGUUGACACUGCGGCGAGAAUUGACGUCGUAUCGGUUGAAGAUCCACCAGUCAGACAAGCCGGGUCCAUCCUACCCGACACUGAUGCUCUUGUUGCAAAACUCAAAGAAGCUGGUCAUAUUUAAGUACUGAAAAUAAUAAAGUACAACCUGGUUAUAAGAUACUGUUAGAGGCUACAGGAGGAAAAUUUAUUGGAUAUGGCUUUUUUCUACUACUAUCUUUUAUUCGGCGAUCGCUCGGUUUUCUGCACGUGUGCGUUGUGUUUGGAUUUGUGCCCGCAGUCCUUUUAUAAGUUAAUUGACGUGUGUAAUUUAUCAACGUACACUUGACGACAUUAAUUAAAACACGACCUGGUACAAAUUAAUGUCGUCGAGCUUACAUACUUGAUUAACUUAUAAAAGGACUGCAGGAAAACAGUCUCCUUCGCGACAACCGAAAAACUUCGUUAGUACGCAGAAAAAAAAAAUUCUCGAGUGAAAGUAAAUAUUCUCCCUGAUAGCCAGAGUUUCUGAUCAAAAAGUUGGUGAAACUUGACGACAACUUUCAGCUUGUGUAACUGUUGACUACAAGUUGGCCACAAGUUGCUCAGAAACUUGGCGAGAAUCUACUGCCGCAACCUGUCGCCAAGUUUCUGAGCAACUUGUAGACAACUUGUAGUCAACAGUAACAUGAACUGAAAGUUGUCGACAAGUUUCUCGGAAAGUUGCAUUCAACUUAUGGAAGUGCCAACUUUUGGGGCCAACUUGGCUAUCAGGGCUUGACUAAAGAAAAUUUUUUUAAAAAUCUCAAUUUCUUCGGAUAGAGUAGAAAUCUCUUACCAAGACAAAUUCUUUUGAUUCAACAAAAUCUUGUCUUGGUUCCCGAAAACGUUUGUCUUCCAAAAUAUUUUUUUGACUCAAAAAUUUUUUUCUGUCUGGAACUAGAGUAAAGAUACUACUUCGAGACCAGGGAAAAAAAUAGAGAAUUAACUUAUGACCAGGUUGUAUUGUAUAACCAAAUUUAUAUAAAUCGUUGGACUGUUAAAAGUUUUAAAAUUAAAAUUUGAAAUUUUAUUUUUUUAUUGGGUCGUACAACAAAUUUUGUAGAUUAAUUAAAAUUUAAUACAUUUAUAAUGUGAUUUUUGAUAAACUUAUUCUAUUAUUGUUAUCAAUAUUAAUAUUCAUGCAGAAUAUACAUAUAUUAUAUAUUAAAA